Molecule: messenger RNA, 2574 nt
Organism: Trichomonas vaginalis G3
Lineage: Eukaryota; Parabasalia; Trichomonadida; Trichomonadidae
Product: putative DNA polymerase theta
Exons: 1
Coding region: 1-2574 (857 amino acids)
Molecular function (GO): ATP binding; nucleic acid binding
Source: RefSeq, a predicted model, not a curated record
AUGAAAAGCCAUUAUAAGAAUAAGUCACACAAACACAAAUCAGGAGUAUCAACGAAUGCUGUUCGCAUAAGUGGAGGUCAUUUAUUAACUAAAACAAAUGUUGAUUAUGAUUCAACAGACGAAAUGGACGAACUAAUGAUUCCUCCAUUCUUUCAACAUGCCUUAAUCAAUGGAAUACCUCCUCCUAAGAUCACAGAACUCAGGCCAUGGCAGAAAGGCCUCUUAGCCACAGAUGAUUGGAAACAAAAUAAAAGUUGCAUUGUUGUUUCACCGACAUCAGGCGGAAAGACACUUAUAGCAGAGAUAGCAAUAGCACAACUCAUAGAUGAUGAUCCAAACGCAAGAGUGAUCUACGCACUACCAUUCGUUGCAUUGGCAAUGGAGAAAUACAUCGAAUUCAAACAAAGAUUUUCAAUGUUUGAUGUCAGACCGUUUUUUCAAAAUCUUGGUGGCGAUUUCAAGUCAGGAUCAAUUGCUAUAUGCACAUAUGAGAAAGCACAUUCAUUAUUCAAUCAAGCUGUUAAAUUUGGAUAUUUCGACCAAAUUAAAUUAAUAAUCAUUGAUGAGAUUCACAUGAUUGGUGAUGACAACAGAGGAAUUGUAGUAGAAUCACUACUCAUGAAACUGAGAAUGCUUCCAAAGAAACCAAGAAUCAUCUGUUUGUCUGCAACAGUCAAUAAAAUCGAUGCAAUCAAAAUUUCCAUGGUAAUUGACGGAUAUUUCACAAUUUGCGAACAGAGAACACAAGAAUUGCGUUAUUACAUCAGUUUUGAAGGAAAAUUAUUCAGAAUAAAAGAUUCAGAAGCUUCAAAAAUAAUAACAAACAAUUCAAUUAAAAGUGACAAUGACAAAAUUUUACCAUUGAUAAAACCAUUGAUUGCGCGCAAGAAUGGACAGAGUUGUUUGAUAUUUGUCAACACGAGAAAUGAAAGCAACAGGAUCGCUUUGUUUAUUUCUCAAAACAUAGAUAAGGAAAUUCCUGGAUGCGAAGAAAUUUCAAAGGACAAUGAAAAGAUAAUUGAAGGAAGAGAAAAACUGAUUUCAGAAUUGGCAAAAUGUUCUACAGGACUGGAUAAAUGCCUUGGCGGCUGCAUCAUGAAAGGAAUAGGAUACCACCAUGCUGGAUUAUUAUUAGAAGAAAGGAAAAUAGUUGAAAAAGGUAUCAAAAGUGGUUUGAUAAACAUAAUUGUCGCAACAACAACAUUGAGUGCAGGUAUAAAUAUUUCGUCUGUGUCAAGAGUUAUUGUUUACAAUCCUUAUCGUAAAAGUGACAAUAAAAAGACGAUUAUUUCUCCAUCACUUUUACAACAAAUGGCCGGACGAAGUGGACGAACAGACACCACUUCUGGCGAUGUCAUUGUUAUUGCGAGGAGUAGUUAUGAGUUCAAUGAAAUUAUCAAAUUAUACAACACUCCAAUUCCAUGCAUUACUUCAAAUAUUGUAAAAGGAGGAGAUAUGAACUCUUAUUUGCUACAGACAUUGGCAUUGAGAUUGUCAAAUGGUCCUUUCACUAUGAAUGAGUUUUUGAAGAAUUCAUUUGCAUUCCAAAUCGUUUCAACUAAUGAAUACAAUCUUUCAAAGAUAUUAAAUCAAAAAGAUUCAAAAAAGAAAAAUCCAAAAAGUGACAAAAUUGAUGUUUUGAAUGAAAAUAAUAGUGAUGAAGAAAAGAACAAUGUUGAGAGAUCAAAAGCAAUUGUUAAUGAUUGUUUGAAGUAUUUAGUUGACAAUAAUUUGGUUGAAGAUAAAACAUAUGAAGCAACAAAACUUGGAAAAGCAAUUACUUCCUCAAAUUUGUCAAUUUCUGAAGGAUUGAGAUUGAAUGAAGCAGUGAAAAAGAUAAUGAAAAUGCUUUGUUUGAGUGAUAGUUUGCAUUUGUUAUAUCUUUGCAUUCCCAACCAAACAGGAAUUUAUUUGCCGCCAUUCACAGACAAUACUUGGGAAACAAUUUUCCUGAAACAUUCUCAUGUAAUUAAUUUGAUUACAGACAAAACUCAGGAAGAUCUGAGAAGAAUGAUUAUUCAAUCAUUCAACGGAAAAAAACUUUCUCAAAGCGAAAUGUCUCUGUUUGAAAGAAUUUAUGCUGGAUGUGUUUUGGAGAAAUUGAUUGAUGAACAUUCAAUUGUUGAGAUUGAAAGUAUGUUCAAAAUCGACAGAGGAACAAUUCAGAUUCUCCAAACAAGCAGUGGAAGUUAUGCUGGUCAAGCAACAAAAUUUUGCGAGGAGAUGGAUUAUUCGAUUUUGGCUGCUGCUUUGGUAAGAUUCAGAAAGAGGUUGGAAUUCGGAGUCAAAGAUGAAUUGAUUGAGUUGAUGGAGAUUCCUUCUAUAACAAGAGAAAUUGCAAGAGAUCUCUAUAACAACGAUAUCAAAACUACAAUUGAUAUCUGUGAGAUGUCAAGAAGAGAUUUGUACCAUAUUGUGAAGAAAGCAAAAGGAGGAUUUGGAUCGGGAUUGAAUGACAAUGAUAUCAAAUCUAUUUCUAGGUCAAUAAAGAGUGAAGCGAAGAAACUAUCAAAACAUAAAAAUUUAUUAGAUGAUUAUGCUGAAAAGGCAACAUUGAAUGCAAUGGGCAAAUGA